CAAUGCAGGAAAGAUUAAAGAAAUACAGAGUGCAGAGGGGUAGACUCAGCCCCCUGGGGGCUCCUCUCCCUCCACGUGCUGCCCUUACACCCCUCAAAUGACCACAGGGACACACGAGGCCGGUUGUUUCCCUUUAUUGCACACCACCAUACGUGAUCUGCUCUGCGCAUCCUCAGUUCUCACCGAUUUUCUGCCAAAGACAAAAGGAUGAGACCGUGGUCAGGCCUUCACGUGGAGAAGGGCGGAGAGAACACGCACCAAGAGCUCUGCUCUCACCUCGUUGAUCCAGUCGAUGUAGGCGGACACCCUUGUGAAGACUGUUGGUUUCUUGGCGACGUUGCAGCCCCAGGCAGAGCCGAAGCUGACGAUGCCGUGCACCUCCCACACGUCGUUCCGUUGGCAGUUCAGAGGGCCACCCGAAUCCCCCUACCCAGGCAGGGCGCCGUGUUACACUCAUACACCCCACAGCUCCCCAUCUCCAUUCUUCCAACCUCACCGCAGCCAUUGGGGAUGGCCGGCAGUCCCCUCACUCACGUUGCAUGCCCCGACCUGGCCGUCACCACCAGCACACACCAUGCAAGGUGUCACCAGGUCGCCCCACCAGUCUCUCUGUGAGCACGUUGCGUAGUCCACCACGGGCAGCACGGCCUGCUGCAAGACCUCCGCCAGCGGCCCGUUAGCUGCAAUGACAGCCUCAAGUUGCAACCAUGUCCAAUGCUGCCCCAUUCAGUUCCCUCUGUGUCACCCCUCUUACUCCAGAGGGUUCCCCAGCCAGUGACCACGCACGGGUAGCCGUUCUCCAGCUCCAGCCCGCUCGGUGGCAGGCUGACAGCCUGGAUGGUGUCACUCUCUUCCACUGGCUCUGACAACUUGAUCAAUGCAAUGUCAUUGCUGCAAUGACAAAACCCCGUUGCUGCAAUGACAAAACCCCAUAUAACACAGCCAACCAAACCCUGUAGAGAGCCACCAACCAAACCUUGUAGAGGAUCGCCAACCAAACCCCAUAGAAAACCAUCAACCAAACUGAAUAGAAUGCCUCCAACCAAACCCUGUAGAGAACCACCGUUCAAACCCUGUAGAGCACCACCAACCAAACCCCUUAGAGUGCCUCCAACCAGACCCUGCCCAUCCCACAACAGUCCACUGCCAGACCCAUCCUCACACCCAGCCUUGGGUUGGCACACCCCUCCCUCCCCCCUUUGCUGCCCUACGUGAUAAGGAUGGAGUCAUAAUCCUCGUGCACAAUGAAGUCCUCCACCUCAGCCACCACCUCGCCGUCUUCUUCCUCUGACAGGUUGUGCUUUCCCAGCACCACGCGGUACGUCAGGCUCGAGCUGCCGAUGGCCAUCAGCAUGAGGGCAGACGUGGGGGUUUCUGUCCCCCAUGGAUGCCCCCCAACCCUACCUGUAACAGUGUGCAGCUGUCAGCACCCAGCAGGGAGAAAUGAGGAUUCCUCCACAGGUGUGGCUCCAGCCACCAUAGUAUUUGUACUGCAGUGAGACCUGGACGGCGGCACGGAGUCAGGACAGGUGGUGGCCACCCAUCCCCGUGUGACCAACAGUGGAGAUGGAGCCCAGGUGGCACACAGUCCCCCUUACCUGCCACGGCCAGCUGUGAGGAGUGGCUUCCUCACCGCCCACCACACGAUAGCCUAACACCGGUUGCACUGCCGGCUGCCCGCAUCCAUAGGCUUUGUGACACCAAGCAUGGGGACAUCAGCAUGGGCACGGCCACCAGCCCCACAGACUCCCCCCUCCUCAUGCCCUCACCCACCGUAGCCCAGCAGGACGGCGAGACACACAGCCCCCAGCAUGGUUGUAGGCUUCCAGUGUGGCAGAAGCAAGGAGCCCACCGUCUUGUAUAUGUUUGCUGAGCCACCUCCAGCCGUUGGGAACGUGGCCUUCAGCCUGCUAACAGGUGGCCAAAUCCCACAGCCUGUGUGCCCACCUUGUGCUAUGUCUUAUCGGGACCCACCUGGGAAUGGAUACACCUGUCCCAUGUACAACCCCACAGAUGUGGCCCUGACCGUGACCCCAGCCACGCGGGGAAGUGGGGGUCCCACACUGACACCCAACCCUGGGCAUGGAUAAGCACAACACUUAGGGAAUAGAAUAUUUAUUUGGGAUUUAAAAAGAAAAAGAAAAAAAAGAAAGAAAACAACACGGCAAAGAACACAUCCAUAGGACAGAAUGGAAGCAGCUGUUGAGACAACACCUUUGUGGGACAUCACAGCAUCGGCACAACCACUGCUGCAGGGACAGCAGGUUAGACGCCGUCCCUUGGGGUGCUUAGAAGACAGACAGACAAAAAAUAAAGCUUCUCUCCCCUCGGUGGCCUUUAUGGGUGUCUAUUUUUUCUUCUGCUUUUCACAUGCAGCCUUUGUACUACUGUGCUGAAAACGGGCUUCACUGUGUCUUUGCUACUCCUGUUUUGCCCUUUAUCUGUUGAUGCAGCUCAUACAGCUGUCAUGAGAAACCUCACUGAAGUUGGAUAAGAGAAAAACAGAGAUGGUUUUGUUCUGCCCUUGCAGUGGUGUAGCUGCAAGCUGUGGUCCUUAAGGGGAACCAGAGCAGUUGAAUUCUAAUGUGCAAUUGGAAGGGGCAGAAGGAGAGAGAUGAUUUUGCCAUGCCAUGACAGGUGUGAGCACUGCGGAACGCUUCUCCAUCUCAGUCCAAGGUGAGAGUCAGCGAUUUGGGAUGUCUCCAGCAGCAGCCCAUGGUUCAUCUGUUGACAGGGGUGACCACAGACUGGUGUACCAGCUGCGAGCAGACCCUUGUGGGCACUGCCUGAUCUUCAACAACGUCAACUUCAGCACAGACUCCGAUCUGUCAGCUCGGGCUGGCUCUGACAUAGACUGUGAGAAGCUGGAGAAGCGUUUCAAGUCCUUGUGCUUCCACGUCCGGACCCUGAGGAACCUCAAAGCUCAGGAAAUUGAUCUGGAGCUGCGGAAGCUGGCACAGCUCGACCACAGCACCCUGGACUGCUGCCUUGUUGUCAUCCUCUCCCACGGCUGCCAGACAAGCCAUAUUCAAUUUCCCGGAGGGAUUUAUGGAACAGAUGGCAAAACCCUUCCAAUUGAAAAGAUUGUGAACUAUUUCAAUGGGUCCCAGUGCCCAAGUUUGAGAGGAAAACCCAAACUCUUCUUCAUCCAGGCGUGUGGAGGAGAAGAAAAGGACCAUGGAUUUGAGGUGGGCUGUGAAUCACCCCAAGAUGAAACUUGCCGAGGUUGCGUAGAGUCGGAUGCGAUUCCUUUCCAGGCUCCAUCGGGGAGUUUGGACGAGCCGGACGCCGUUGCCAGUUUGCCCACUCCUGGUGACAUCUUGGUGUCCUACUCAACCUUUCCAGGUUUUGUGUCCUGGAGGGACAAGGUGAGUGGCUCGUGGUAUGUGGAAACCCUGGACAGUGUGCUGGAACAUUAUGCCCGUUCUGAAGACCUGCUAACCAUGCUGCUCCGGGUGUCAGACAUCGUGUCCACCAAGGGGAAGUACAAGCAGAUCCCAGGCUGUUUCAACUUUCUACGUAAGAGAUUCUUCUUCCUGUGCAAAUGAUGUGGGGUUGUCGAUGUCCCAGUCAACGUGAGGGACAGCUUCCCUGUGGCUGGAUGAAAGCUGUCCCUGCUGUGACUUGAACCAGGUGCUCCUGGUGACUGCUGUCUGGCUUUGGAGGGGUCUCUGCUGAGAAACGCAAUCUGUGAGUGCUGUGGUUGGGGUGAUCACCCCCAAGAUGAGGAGUGGCCCUGUCCCAACCUGCAGGGACAAUCUGUUGUAGGGAAGAUGCCGUAGCAGGGGUGUUGGGCUUGAUGCUCUCCAAAGGUACCUUGCAACCCCUGUGAUUCUAUGCCAGUGGUGGGAAGGGGGAAGGGAUGUGUGUUGGAAUCCCCAGAGUGUGCCAGCCCAGUGAUCGCACUGUGGAGUGAGGGCCUCCAGCUGUGCUGUGGCUGUGCUCUCCUUCCUGGUGCGACUGCAGUGGAUUGGAGGAGUGAAUGGAACCAAUGGCUGGAGUCAAUGGAAAUACAUGAUUUUUGCAACAAGGGAUUUUUCGGUUUGAGCGAAACAAAAGCCAAGAGGAAAAAAAACAAACACAGAAACUUUUGCUUUGUA
This is a messenger RNA of Lagopus leucura (white-tailed ptarmigan), 4100 nucleotides long. Its product is annotated as caspase-9-like. The coding region runs from base 2631 to 3548 and encodes 305 amino acids. Gene Ontology annotation, cellular component: cytoplasm. The transcript has 8 exons. Lineage: Eukaryota; Metazoa; Chordata; Aves; Galliformes; Phasianidae. The record is from RefSeq and is a predicted model, not a curated record. Gene Ontology annotation, biological process: apoptotic process; intrinsic apoptotic signaling pathway in response to DNA damage; proteolysis.